UAAAUUAUAUCAAAAAAAGAUUCAAUUGAUAUAAAGAUUUUAAGCAGAAAAGUUUACGGUUAAAACAAAAAUAGCUAAAAAAAAAGAAAAUGUUCAAAUUGGUGUUUAUUUUAGCCAUAAGUAUUGGAUGUAUCCAAUAUGCUAAUGCUGUAUGUAAUGUAUGUAAUGAACGAAGUGGUGUGGCCUGUAUAAGUGAAACCGAGUUUCAUCCUUGCUUUGGAGAUGUUCCGGAUACCUCAUUAACAUUUUCAUGUUUAAGAGAGGAUCACAUAUGCACAAUAGCAGGUACGGCUUGUGUGGAUAAAACCUUAAACGAUGUCCCUCCCGCUUGCGGUGAUACUUCAAAUUGUGGCAAGUGUAGUAAAUCGGUAAAUGAUAAUGGAAUGUUUGCCUGCACAAGUCGUACAACAUUUACCAUGUGUCUUGAUAAUGAAUUAAGUGAUUUGCGCUUUUCAUGCAAAGAAGAUGAAAUCUGUGAUAUAAAUAAAGGAAAAAAUAAAGAAUAUCCAUGUGUUCCCAGUUGUUAUGAGAAAAAUACCGAAAUUUGUGACGUUUACGAUCCAGUUGAUAUGCCGGUAACUACAACACCAGAACCAACGACAACUACCGAAUUGCCAACAACAACCGAAUUGCCCACAACAACCGAAUUGCCCACAACAACCGAAUUACCCACAACAACCGAAUUGCCAACAACAAGUGAAUUGCCCACAACAACCGAAUUGCCAACAACAAGUGAAUUGCCAACAACAAGUGAAUUGCCAACAACAAGUGAAUUGCCAACAACAACGACAACAGAAAAGGAUACAACCACAACAACAGAAAAGGAUACAACCACAACAACAGAAAAGGAUACAACCACAACAACAGAAAAGGAUACAACCACAACAACAGAAAAGGAUACAACCACAACAACAGAAAAGGAUACAACAGAACCAAUUACCACAACUACACAAAAAGUUACUACAACAACCGAAGAGAUCACUACAACAACAAUAUUUGCUCCUACACCUCCAGAAGUCAUUACAACAACUACAGAAGAACCCACCACCACACAAAAUCCAGCUGAACUUGUAUGCUCACAACAAACAGCAGCCGGACGUUAUCCUUAUCCAAAUGACACUACCUGUAAAAAUUACAUCUACUGCUACAAAAAAGGUGGAGCUAUGCAAACUACUUUCCUAAAAUGCCCUGCUGAACUUUAUUUCAAUCCUUCGACAAGCUUAUGUGAUAAAGUAAAGCCUCAGGGUUGUCUCUAAAUUUAAUUGUUUUUUCUUACGAUUUAAGAUUUAGUAUUUAGCUCUUAAAGCUAAUUUUAGUAAUAAAUAUUAAAGAAAGUGAAUAAAUGAAAGACAACGAAAUAUAGCA
Lucilia cuprina (Australian sheep blowfly) is the source of this 1365-nucleotide messenger RNA. Its product is annotated as threonine-rich protein. NCBI's taxonomy places the organism in Eukaryota, Metazoa, Arthropoda, Insecta, Diptera, Calliphoridae. The record is from RefSeq and is a predicted model, not a curated record. The coding region runs from base 90 to 1256 and encodes 388 amino acids. The transcript has 4 exons. Gene Ontology annotation, cellular component: extracellular region. Gene Ontology annotation, molecular function: chitin binding.